This is a messenger RNA of Apaloderma vittatum (bar-tailed trogon), 1682 nucleotides long. RefSeq names its product CD96 molecule (gene CD96). The transcript has 13 exons. The annotation marks the transcript as partial. The record is from RefSeq and is a predicted model, not a curated record. Gene Ontology annotation, biological process: inflammatory response; cell-matrix adhesion. Lineage: Eukaryota; Metazoa; Chordata; Aves; Trogoniformes; Trogonidae.
GACAAUCUGAAGAUGUCAUUACACAAACAGAAGUGGUUCAUGCUUUGCCCGGUACAGAUGUCACCCUGGUGUGUAUCUUCCCAAACCCAAACACCACCUACAUAAUACAGACACAGUGGUCCAAGACUGAUGACAAUCAGCUUACCAGAAUAGCUGUUUAUCAUCCCAUUUAUGGAACUCACUACUUCACCUUUCCUGAGGCUUCUUACAACUUUUCAGUGUCCUUCAGCAUGAAGAAUUGCUGCGACUGGGAUGCUGCAGAGGCUUCGUGUUCCUCUGAUCCAAACACCAUGUCUGAAUGCAGUUGGUGGGCUCUGCAUCUGAAAAAUGUUACUAUCUCCCUUAGUGGGCAGUACGAAUGCAGUUUUGCUACUUAUCCACACGGGACAAAGGCUGCAAAAAUGCGACUUAUCGUCAGGGCAGAAGAAGAGCAGCACUACGUGAAGGAAGUAUGGUUAAACCAGACUUUAGAAAUUCCAUGCCUUGAGGACAUGACCUCAGAAAAUUUGUCCAAUUAUCCUUUGAAAUGGCUAAUGGGGGAAAAUGGAAGGAAAGAAGAACUUGUGACCAAGGAACCCUCCGGUCCGGCAGUGUACAGGAAUGGCAGCACGUUGUACAGGCAAAGAGUCCGCCUCGGUUUCAAUAACACACUGAAGAUUUUCCCCACCGAAAUCACAGAUGAUGGCAGAGUGUUUUCCUGCCAUGUGGCAUACCACCCGGAGAGAGUCCGAAAGAGCAGUACCACCGUGAGAGUAUUUGCCCACCCCGAGAUCUCUGUUAAACUGCAAGAGGGCUCAGCUGGCGCUUCACAGAAGCCUAACCUGAGCUGUGUUGUGAGGAAGGCGUUUCCCAAGCCAAGCCUCGUCUGGUACACGGACAGAGCGAGCCCAGUGGAGCAGUAUGGAGAAAUUUCUGUUGAACAAGAAGAUUUGCAAGACAGCAAAGGUUUCUAUCAGCUGAGAUCAACGCUGGUGUUGCAAGGAACCCGCCAGACACAGAGGACAUUCUCAUGUGUGUGUCUGUUUUCCUUCCUCGGGAAUGAAACUUGGAAUAUUUCAUCAGAAGAAAUAUUUGUGUCCUUUGACCUUGGAAAUUCAGCAUUUCCAUCAGCUUUCAUGACUACCUCAGAACACCGGCCAACAUCUUUGACCUCUCUGGAUUUCACAAGUCAAGCAAGCUUGGCUCCUGCUUCCAUGACACAAGGACAGCAGAUUUCUACCCAAGAGACAAAAAGCUAUACCAGUGCCUCAGCACUCAAUGACAGUUUGACAACAGCACAUCUGAAUGAUUUCACCAGUGAAUCCCCACAAAGCCUUGGGAAUGCCACACACUCCUUUGAGAAUACAAUCCUGAGACAUCGUAACCUGUCCUUCAGCGUCACAGACCAGCCAAUUUCAGUUACCAGAGGGAAAGAUUUCUUUACUAGCAGCAGUCUGCUCAAUAGGACUGGUGACACGAGCAGCACAAAAGCCAGUCGCUUCCUCUGGCCAACAGUGGUAGCCAUCCUGCUCCUUUUAUGCAGCUUUCUAAUGGCUUUAGGCAUCAGGAAAUGGUGUCAGUACCAGAAAGAGAUUAUGGACAGACCUCCGUCUUUCAAGCCACCACCACCUCCAAUAAAGUACACCUCCAUGAUGGAGUCUGAUGGGACUCCCCCAUCCUGCCACGAACUGGAAAACCUGUAA